Messenger RNA from Erpetoichthys calabaricus (reedfish), 3937 nucleotides. It is a transcript of the gene srbd1, whose product is annotated as S1 RNA binding domain 1. The transcript has 21 exons. Lineage: Eukaryota; Metazoa; Chordata; Cladistia; Polypteriformes; Polypteridae. Gene Ontology annotation, molecular function: structural constituent of ribosome; mRNA binding. The record is from RefSeq and is a predicted model, not a curated record. Bases 185 to 3196 code for a protein of 1003 amino acids. Gene Ontology annotation, biological process: nucleobase-containing compound metabolic process; translation.
GUAACUGUUAUGAAAUUAAUCCUUAUAUUAAGAAAAUACAAGAUGCAUUAAAUUGGAUUACGUCGCAGCUCCUCCUUUUCGCUAAUAUUUGCGGAAGUGCUAGACGGGCAUUCGCUGUCCGCUGCAGAGCAUCGGUCUACAGAUUGUACAUGACUUGGAUUGAGUUCGCAGGGAUUUAUACAAGAUGAUACGAAGAACGCGUGUCACUACGUGCAAGCCACAGUAUUGUGAAGAUGAUGACGAGUCAAUGUUGGAUGAAAACCCUGAAGAUGAAUUUGAAGAUGAGGAUGAGUGGAAACCUCAGGAAAAAAAGACAAAAGUUAGUAAGAAUAUAUCUGCUUCUCGGCAGAAAACCCGGGCUCCUAAAACAGAAAAGGCAAAAGUUCAGAGAAAGACUGCUGUUAGAAGAAAGAAGGCAGCAAAAGGAGAAGAGACCUCUGUCACCCAAGCACUGGAAAAUGAACCAGUGGAACCAUUGAAGAACGUCAAGGAAGAGAGGUUGUCAUUUGCUUUGCCAAAUGUUGAACACAGUGAGCGGGAGCAGGUUUCUGAUGCACCAGUCAAAGAGGAAAUAGGCAGUCCUGCAAAGAAAAUAUCCACACCAGGGAAGAAAAGAGUCACUUCUAAAGUUUCGGCCAAGCAUGAACAAAAGAGUGCAGUAGGUUUUUCAACAGAAGAACCAUGCUGCAGCUCUUUGUCAUCAGCUGCAAAGAAAGAGGAGCAAGAAGAGGACUUUAAUUUUCAUGAGUCACCUUUAAAGAAGAUGAAAACCAGCAAGUGUCCUGAAGGAAAGCCAGUCAAAUUUUGUAAAUCUCGGGACAAAGACAAUGACUUGAAAAUGAACUGGGAUUUAAUUCAGGUUUUGUCUGAGAAGACUGCUGUAGAUCCCUGGGUAUGUGGAAAUGUAGUUACUUUGUUCAAUGAAGACAAUACAAUUCCAUUUAUUGUUCGCUAUAGAAAGGAGCUAAUCAAUUAUAUGGAUGCAGAUGCAGUCAGAGAUAUACAGAUGCACCUUGAAGAGCUAAGGACCAUCGCAAAAAAAGUUCACACAGUGAUCCAGACUUUGAAGAAAGAAGGAGUAUUAACUACUGAUUUACAAAAUUCACUGCUAAACUGCAGGACCCCUGAUGAGCUAGAUCAUGUGUAUGCACCCUACAAGAAAGGGAGCAAGCAGACAAAGGCCAGGCGGGCAAGAGAACUUGGCCUCGAACCAGCUGCCUUGGCUUUACUUGAAAAUCCACAGGAUCUCAACUUGCAUUCCUAUAUAAAGCCUGAUACUCCAGGCUGUGCAGCUCUAGCUGAAGUUGAAGCUGGGGUUCAGCAGAUUUUGGCAGACAUAAUUGCAAAGGACAAAGACACAAUCAACUACAUUAAAGGACUGUGUGAAAUGAACUAUAUUACCAUCCAUUCCGUGUUGUCAAAAGCAGCAUUGAAAGAACAAAAAGAUGAAAAUACAACCAAACAGAGAGACCUAGAUAAAUUCCAACUGUAUGCUGACUUCAAAGCCAGUAUUAAAACUGUACAACACCACCAGAUUCUGGCCAUUAACCGAGGGGAGAAUUUGAAGAUACUGACAGUGAAGGUCAACAUUCCUGACAGGGUGAAGAAUGAAUUCUGUCGCUGGUGUGUCAAUGUAAGGUGGAGACCCAAAGGCUAUGCCAGAGAAGAGCUUUUCAAGAUAUUGAAGGAUGCUGUCGAAGAUUCCUACAAAAGGCUGAUUUAUCCUUUGCUGUGCAGAACAUAUAGGUCUAAUUUGACUUCAAGUGCCGAGAAAGAAUCUAUUGCAAUGUUUGUCCGAAACCUCCGGCAACUGCUCCUCACAAGCCCCGUCAGGGGUCGAUGUAUCAUGGGAGUGGAUCCAGGCUAUAAACAUGGCUGCAAGUUGGCAAUCAUUUCUCCUACAAGUCAGAUUCUCCAUACUGAUGUUGUGUAUUUACAUAAACAAGGAAAAGAUCGGGAAGCAGAAAAGAUAAGGCACCUAUUGAAAUUACAUAAUUGUUAUACUGUUGUGAUUGGAAAUGGGUCUGCCUGCCGAGAGACAGAAGCAUUUUUUGCGGAGCUCAUUGCCAAUCAAUACUUCAGACCAUUGGAUGUUGUAUUUUGUAUCACUAAUGAAGCAGGAGCUUCUAUCUAUAGUGUGAGUCCAGAAGCCACUAAGGAAAUGCCCGAUCUCGAUCCUAAUCUAAGAAGUGCAGUAUCAAUUGCACGACGAGUUCAAGACCCUUUAGCUGAGCUGGUGAAAAUUGACCCAAAGCACAUUGGAAUUGGUACCUACCAGCAUGAUGUGUCACAGGCCCUCCUGAAAGCAGCCUUGGCCAGUGUGGUGGAGGAAUGUGUCAGUUUCGUUGGAGUUGACAUUAACAUCUGCUCAGAGACGCUGAUGAGACAUGUUGCAGGACUGAAUGCAGGACGAGCCAAGAAUAUUAUUGAAUGGCGAGAGAAAAAUGGACCGUUUAUAAACAGGGAACAACUGAAAAAGGUGAAAGGAGUGGGCCCAACCAGCUUCCAACAGUGUGCGGGCUUUAUAAGAAUCAAUCCUGAGAAUUUAAGGAACACUUGCAGUGGCAGUCAACCAUACGGAGAAGCAACAAGCACUGAAGAGUCAACUAGCAAAGCAUCCUCCAAGAAGAGUAAGGCUGCCGCGUCAAGCUCUGCUCCACAGUUCAACCCACUAGACCAGACUUGCAUCCAUCCUGAGUCGUACGAUACUACUGUGAGGUUCCUACUGCAGAUUGGAGGGAAGCUGGAAGACAUAGGGAAGCCAGAAAUGAAGUUCCAAGUGGACUGUGCCAUUCAACAGCAAGGCCUAGAACAGUUUGCCCAGGUGCUGAACACUCCUACCCCUACUCUACAGAUUAUCAUUGAUGGUUUGACGCAGCCACAGGGCUUUGAUAUCCGCCAAGAUUUUGAAAAACCAGUCUUCAAGCGAGGAAUAGUUUCUAUGGAUGAUCUCACCGUCGGCGCUGUGUUGACAGGCCGAGUGGAAAACACUGCACUCUUCGGAGCUUUUGUGGACAUUGGGGUGGGCACGUCAGGUUUAAUCCAUAAAAAAUACAUCACUGAAGCCAAACUACCACAGGAUAAGAGACGACGAAGUUUGGCCCUGGGGCCUGGAGAAAGAGUUGAAGUACGGGUGCUCAGCGUUGAUCCAGGAAGAGGCCGCAUUGGGCUCGACCUUCUGCGUGUUCUAAAGUGAGAUCUGUGUUGCCUAUUUGAUUUAUUGCACCUAGAAAUGUAUGUUCAUCUUCAAUCUAAAAAUGCACAUUUCCUGUACUAUAUAUAUAUAUAUAUAUAUAUAUAUAUAUACACACACACACACACCAACAGGUGACCAGCAAUAAGGAAACCAUAUGAUAUCAAUAGACCCACAUUUUAUGACUUAUUUUUACAAAAGGACAUUUCUGCAGAUAAGUAUAAAAUACAAGGUACUUUCUCUGCCUUUCCAGGAACAAAUACAGUAAGUUUAACUACAUAUUAUGAGGAUAUCAUGCAAAACAUCAAUAAAAUGGGCCACAGCUUUUUGGUUUUCUUUUUUAUUUUAAAUGUAUAUAGACACUUAUGUUGUCUGCACCACAGCGCUGUGAGUCUCUCUGUUUUGCUCAGUAAUGCAUCCCCAUUGUGUGGAUACUGCAGUCUGAAUUUUUGGAAGUGCUCGGAAAUGCACAUAUUUUAUGAGAUGAGAAUUGGCCCAUGAAAGCUCAUGUUUAACUCCUAAAACCACAGAACACAUCCUAUCCCAUAGAAAGUUCGGUGAGAUUUGUUUUUUUGGAAACACAAAGUCCUGCUGUCAUCUGAGUGAAGAAUUUUAAACUGUGCCAAACAAGAACUUGGUCUUGCCUCACAUGGAAACUUUUCUUGUUACAAUUUGUGAUGCAGUUGUUUCAAACCACCUGGAAGAUGUAGUUGUUUUCUAAAUAAACAAAUAAGCUUUUAUCAA